AUGAGGACUCUGGUUCCAUGGGUGGACCAUGCCUCACUACCAGCGUUGUGCCACCUCUCGCCGCGCGCGUGCGCCGAGCUGGACGCGCUCAUGCAUCUCGGCAGCCCCAUCUUUGCCUCGAUCCUCAGCAACUUUGCGUUCUCGCUCACGGCACUUCUCGUGGCGGGGCGUCUCGGGACGACCGAGUACGCGGCGGUUGGCUACGCCCAGCUCGUGCUCGACUUCACACUCACCGUCUUCACACACGGCUUCAAUAGAGGCCUCGUGGCGCUCGCAGCCCAAGCGUACGGCGGCCACAGCCAUGCACUCAUCGGGCACUACACGCAGCUCACCGCCAUGUUGCUUACUCUCCUCUGCGUUCCGCUAAGUCUGCUCUGGUACUACAGCUGCGGCCUCCUUCAUGUCGUCGGGCUCACGCCGGCGAGCGUUGCCUUCGCUAUGCAGUACGCGCGCGCCUCGAUUCUUGGACUCUGGCCGCGCCUCCUCUUUGAGGUCGUUGCGACGUCGUUUCAGGCGCAGCAGCUCGCAUCGCCCGCAGCCAUCGCGUCGCUCAGCGCCGUGGCUUUCCAUGCGCUGACGAGCGCUCUCUUGGUCUUUGGUAUGCCGCUACUGGGCGUCCGCGGACUCGGGUUUCUUGGUGGCCCGCUCGCGAUGAGCCUCACGCUGUGGGGUCGGCUAGCCGGGUAUGUCUAUUACAUGCACCGGGUCGCGCCGCUACAGUCGCUUUGGCAGUGGUCGCCGCGGUCGCUCGCGUGGGCGCAAGUAGCCGCGCUUCUCUCGAUAAGCGCACCGCUCAUGCUCGGCAAGCUUGUUGAGAAUCUCCAGCUCCAGAUCAUGGCCAUCUUUGCCGCCCUCCUCAGCGACGUGUCGUUGGCUGCGCAAACGACGAUGCUGCAGAUCGUGUUCCUUGCGACGUCGCCCGUCUGCGCGCUCCACGACGCUGCCGUGAGCCGCAUGGGCAUGUACUUGGGGGCGGGCCACGCCGAGGCAGCUGCGUACGUCAGCCGACUCGUACUCGGCGCGGUUCUCUUCACGUCCUCGGGCCUCGCACUGUCGUGGGUGCUUUGCCGGCACUGGAUCAGCGUCGUCUUCACAUCCGACUCGCGCGUGAUCGACCUCAUUGGCAGCGUGCCCCUGCUAGCGGCGUGCGGCUACGUCGCCCUCUCCACGCUUUUCUGCUACGCCAUGGCAAUACUGAGUGCGCAAGCCCGCGCCGGACCCAUCUUGACGGCGUUCGUGUGCGGCACGUGGUUUGUGGGCGUCCCAACGGCGUAUGCACUCAGCCAGUUUGACAACAGAGGUCUUCUCGGUGUCUGGAUGGGCACGAGUCUGGGGUAUGGCGUCACCACCGUUCUUGGCGUCUACUACGCAUGCUACGUCUCGGACUGGGUCGAGGAGGCCGCCAAGGCUGUCGCUCGCACGCGAUCCUUGGGCGCGACCGCGCCGCUAGUGCUGGCUACCGUCAAGGCCACCGACUACGGCUCCGCAGCCGACUCUAUCAUAAUCCAAUGCGACUAG
Molecule: messenger RNA, 1518 nt
Organism: Saprolegnia parasitica CBS 223.65
Lineage: Eukaryota; Oomycota; Saprolegniomycetes; Saprolegniales; Saprolegniaceae
Exons: 4
Coding region: 1-1518 (505 amino acids)
Biological process (GO): transmembrane transport
Cellular component (GO): membrane
Molecular function (GO): xenobiotic transmembrane transporter activity; antiporter activity
Source: RefSeq, a predicted model, not a curated record